Messenger RNA from Blastomyces dermatitidis ER-3, 459 nucleotides. RefSeq lists its product as uncharacterized. Gene Ontology annotation, cellular component: Cbp3p-Cbp6 complex; mitochondrion. The transcript has 2 exons. The record is from RefSeq and is a predicted model, not a curated record. Gene Ontology annotation, biological process: mitochondrial respiratory chain complex III assembly. Lineage: Eukaryota; Fungi; Ascomycota; Eurotiomycetes; Onygenales; Ajellomycetaceae. Gene Ontology annotation, molecular function: ribosome binding. The coding region runs from base 1 to 459 and encodes 152 amino acids.
AUGACAAAACAACUCUCCCCCAAAACCCUCUCCGCCCACAUAAACCGCCUCAUAUCCCGCUGGCCCAGCGAUCCCGUCCGCCCCUCCGCCGUCUCCGUACAAACAUAUCUAAAAACCCGUCUUCCUACCACCCCCACCCCCACCACAUCUUCCUCUUCUUCUCCUUCACCACCAACAGCAACAGCGACAGCACCACAAUCACAAGCGCAAGCGCAAGCGCAAGCGCAAGCGCAACAACAGCAACAGCAAUCACAACUCUCCACCGCCAGCAUAAACGCGCUCUACUCGCUGCUGGAAAACCGGUACGAGAAACAAUACCCGCUGCCGCAAAAUUUGCGGCAUCCGCGCAGUGCACCGUCGCAUUAUGAUGAUGUGCUGCGGGAGUUUAGGGAGGCUCCGGGCAGGGGCUGGGUGAAGAGGAUGAUGGAGAAGCUUAGGGGGGUUUUGAGGUUUCAGUAG